This is a messenger RNA of Mycotypha africana, 2736 nucleotides long. RefSeq names its product N-acetyltransferase B complex non catalytic subunit-domain-containing protein. Bases 1 to 2736 code for a protein of 911 amino acids. The record is from RefSeq and is a predicted model, not a curated record. The transcript is spliced from 12 exons. NCBI's taxonomy places the organism in Eukaryota, Fungi, Mucoromycota, Mucoromycetes, Mucorales, Mycotyphaceae. Gene Ontology annotation, biological process: N-terminal peptidyl-methionine acetylation. Gene Ontology annotation, cellular component: cytoplasm; NatB complex. Gene Ontology annotation, molecular function: protein-N-terminal amino-acid acetyltransferase activity; protein binding.
AUGGAUUACGCCACCGAGAAAAAAGUUCGCCCUCUUUAUGAGGCUAUCGAUGAAGGGCAAAACAAGCUGGCCCUUCAACAUUGUGCCAAAUUACUGAAGAAGAAUCCCGAUUGGCCUUUAAUUAAGGCAUUAAAAGCGCUUGUUCUCGUUCGCAUAGGAAAAGAAGAAGAAGCCUUCGAUCUAUGUCAACAAGUGAAAGCUGUUAUACCUACAGAUGAACCUACACUACAAGCUUCUAGCAUGGCCCUAAAAGAACUUGGAAAACACUCGGUUAUUGUUGAAUUGUACGAGAACGCUGCUAACCUACAACCCAAGAAUGAAGAAUUUGCCAACCAUUGGUUUAUGGCUAUGGUUCGUAAUAGCGACUACAAAGGUCAGCAAGCAGCUGCUGUCAAGCUUCAUCGACUCUUCAAGCAUAAUAAAUAUUUGUUCUGGGCUAUUAUGUCACUUGCCCUGCAAGGAAAUGACAGAAACAAAAUAGCCUAUACAUUAGCUGAACGUAUGAUGGGCAAAGCAAUGCAAGAAGGCCGAUUAGAUCAAGUAGAACAUAUGCGAUUAUUUUUAUUGAUAUUAAUGGAUCAGGGAAAAUACAAGGAAGCGUUGGAAUUGCUUGACACUACUUACAAAGAGGAAAGCGACAAAAGCAGUAAAGGACUCAAUUUAGCAGAAAAGGCUUUGAAAGAUCCUGAGAUUCGUCAGAUCAAAUCAGAGCUUUUGCGUGAAAAUCAAUGUUGGGAUGCCGUAAUGGAGAUGAGCCGGGAAGUGCUGGAAAAAGAAAAUUCAGAUGAUUGGUUCCAUUGGUUGGCUUAUUUUGAAGCUAUGGAUGCAGUAGUUAAGGAUAAUGAAAAUGUGAUAGCGAAAACAGAACAGUUAAUUGAAGCGACACAGAAAGUUAUGCUGAAUAAUCAAAAGUUUUUGAAGCGUGGACCCUUUUUAGCAGAAUUAGAGUUGGAUUAUAGAUUAUUUAAACUCGGCAAGAGAGAUGAGAAUACGGUUUUGGAACAUUUAAUCAGUUAUUUUGAUAGAUUCGGAUCUAAAAGCUGUGUUUUUGAAGACCUACAAACCUAUGUCGACUUUUUGAAAUCAGAUACUGAGAAAGCAACGUUCCUUCUCAACCAAUUCAAAAGUACCAUUCAUCCAACAAGUGAAAAAGCAGCUCGUAUAAAAAACGUGUAUAAGAAUGUCAAUAUUAGAAAGCUUGAGCAUGUCCUUGGAUUACAUUCAAUUGUCAACCAGGAACAAGCACUCAGUUUAGUUACUGAACUAUGGAACGAGUAUCAAGAAGCAUUACCAUUAGGUGAACAUUUGGAAAAGACUGAAAUGCAAUUCGGCGAUGAAUUUGUGAUAUUAGCUAGUCAUGUUCUAUUAGAACUGUAUCAUCAACAAAACAAGUAUAAUGCCUACUUAAUUCAAGCAAUCACUUUAUUGGAGACUGCAUUAACGAAGAGUAUUCAUAACUUUCAAAUGAAACUGAUUUUAGUUCGCAUGUAUUUAAUGCUUGGCGUUUAUACGCGUGCUUUUGAGAUUUAUAGAACAAUGGAGAUAAAACAGAUUCAGUUCGAUACAAUGAUCCACUACUUUACAGAUAAAUUUAUCUCACUCGGUUGUAAUGAUCAAUUGGAAUCUAUUUUUUACGAAUCGUUAUCAAUUUAUAAGAGUAAUGAGGUCGAGACGCCAGAAAUGCUUGUCAAAGCUUACCAAUUUGGCACUUUUUCAAAGAUUCAAGAAUUUAUUGAAUUUCGUCGUCGCUUGGAUACAUCCUUACAGCAUACUAUCACCAACAUUGAAACAACACGAAUGGGCUUCACUCAUUCUUCCUUUCAAACAAAGUAUGCUAUUCAGUAUUUCCAAGAACUUGAUGUUGCUAGCAUUGGCUUUACGGAAACCUUUAUUGCUGAACGUUCCGAUAAUCGUGACUUUAAGGUUUUCAGUAACUUCAAUAACGAGGAUCAAACUACUGCUGAGACAUUAUGUAAACCUGUUAUGUCAUCAUCUAAUCCUGUUUGGGCUCAAAUCUUUGGUUAUGUAUUGAAUAUAAUGAGUGUUGUUUGUGAAACGAAAGAUACCAGUAGGGCUUUAUCUGGUUUAGUGCAGGGAUUGAAGCAAAGCUUGGCUAAAGAGAACAUCAAGGCCUUUAUUACAGAAAAGGAGCUUAGCUUGGCUAGUUAUGUUGCAGAACUCGCUGAAGCGUUAGAUUGUAUCAAGAACAGGGGAAAUAAUGAUGACGCAGCGAAAACUCUCCAGGAAGCCAAUGACAUUUUGAAACACCAAUUGAUGGAUGCCGGUUCAUUCACUGAAGAAAAUUCCUGUUGGAGCACGUUCCAUAGUGUUUCUAUCACUUUAGAGGCAUUCAACUAUGGGUCAGUCUUGAUAGAGAUGCUAAAUCGUGCACUAGGUUUAAAUAGUAAAGACGCUAGAAGGAAGGCAUCGGAAAAAGCAUCAAGCGAUCUGUUUAUGGCUAGCUUUAUUGAACUCCAAGAGACAGCUAAAAACUCAUUGUUAAACAUUCAAAAGAUAUCGCGCGAAGGCAAAAACUUGUUUAAGUUCCAACUACAGAAAAGGCUAUGUAAGGCUAUACUAGCACCAGAUAAUAGUGCAACCGCAAGCUUUUUGAAAACAAGCAAGGAAUGUCAAGAUAUGUUGACGAACAAAAUAUUAAAAGAUAUGGUCCAAAGUUGGAACUUAUCUGUAACCCAGCUUUCAGACGAAAUUGAUAGACGUGUACAAAAGUUGUAG